CCCAAAAUUUUGUAGUUUGUAUUAAAACAUAUUUAAGCGUUCGUCUUUAUUUUCCAAAAAUUUUUAGUGUAUGUAUUUGAUAUUGUUAGGUUUUUAUUUAUAAAUUGUAAGUCUAUCGUGUGAGCGUGUCGCAGAACUAUUUACAUAUAUUGGAAGCCUUAGCAAAAGCUUAUAAAAAGUGGUUUGAUCUGAAUCUACCUAAAGUGGUUGGUGAAAAUAGUGCAAACGGCUUGGGCAGAAUGAACGCCAAGGAUAUAUUAAUGCGAGCAGUUCAAUGUGAUCAGGCGGGCCGAAUUUUGGAAGCCCAAAAUCUUUACCAAGAUGGCAUACAAAUUCUCAUGGAUCUUGUAUCAGACGAAAAUGACGUUGCAAAGAAAAAAGUAUUUUACGAGAGGAUUAAAGAAUAUAUAGACCGUGCCGAACAAAUUAAGGAACGUGUACAAAAUCAUGUUAUCCGUGGAGAACUUGUAACAAACAUACCAAUAGAUGAGGAUUCCGCUGGCAAUAGUUAUGAAUCGCUUUUUGGAAAGUACCUUAAUGCUGAAGUAAAAGAGGUCCUGCUGGAAGAACCUUACCUUCAUGAAAAAUAUCAUUUUCAGAAUCUAAUAACGUUUCUGGAGUUGCUAGUAAAAAACUGCAGGCAUCUCAAAUAUGUCCGAGUGGUGACAAAAACUGAUAACAAAGCAUCUGAAAACCAAAAAACCAUAUUAGAGCAGAUUAGAACUGAUAUGGCAAGACGAAAUGUCUCUUUAACAUAUAAAUUCGAAGACACCUUGCAUGACCGCAAAAUUGUUCUCAGCAAUGGUUAUAUCAUAAAAAUUGGUCGUGGUUUGCAUUUUUUUAAAGCCACCAAUCCUCUCUUUAGCCUUGGAUUAUGUGAUUAUGACUUUCGCAAAUGUUUACAAACAGAUGUGGAUAUUUGGCGAACUAAAAA
Molecule: messenger RNA, 934 nt
Organism: Rhagoletis pomonella (apple maggot)
Lineage: Eukaryota; Metazoa; Arthropoda; Insecta; Diptera; Tephritidae
Product: MIT domain-containing protein 1-like
Source: RefSeq, a predicted model, not a curated record